AUGGAGGGGGCCAUGCAGCGUGCCAAGCGCCGGACAAAGUGGAUGCAAGCCAUAGUGCUUUGCACCCUUGGCUGCUGGCUCUUGGGGUUCUCGACUUCGCGUCUUGACUGGCCAGGACUUGUCCGGCCUUUUUCUGAUGAUGGCCUCGUGGCCAACAGCCUCCGCAAGUUUGUUCACCUCGUUCCUGGAGCUGACGAGGACGCCGAUCGACACCUGCCACCGUCUCCAGAGAAGGUGUGGUCCUACCAGUUGCGAUCUGCCCUCGGCAACGCUUUCACAAACGCUUUCGGCUUCCAGGGCGAGGCGCUUCUCCUGGGCAUCUUUGCCUCGCUGGUUCUCUUGCGAGGGGGGUUCCUCCUCGCCGAGAGCACCAAGACCUGCCAGGUUGCCUGCUGGUUCGCCAUCGGGGCAGCGAUUAGUCUCUGUUGGGUGCUGCAUCCCGCAACUGCACCCUCUCUUGGUCUCGGGCACGUCCGAGUCCAGAAAUCGAUUCAGUUUGCAGCCGCCAUUGCCUGCCAGGGUGGCACCUUUUUCGCACUCUUCCCUGAAGCUGCGGCAUACAUCCUGGGCGCGUUAGCAAGCAUCAUGGCCCAGCAUAUCGUGCAGCUGACUGUUGCCCUGCAUGUGCCCAAUGAGGCACACCCAGGAAGUGGCUCAAGCCAUAUUGACACCUGUUGGUGGCAGUUGUCUGCGGGUCUGCUAGGCGGUUGCCUGUGCCUUCGCUUCCGGAAGCCUGCACUGCAUCUCCUGGCAUCCUUAGCAGGCAGCGCCGGGCUGGCUCUCGUCGCUCACUGGUGGCUGUGCUUAAUAUGGACGCUACUUCAGGGCCCGGCGGAUGCCAAGUACGAGACGCCCAUUGAGCACAUGGGCCGUAUUCUCUCGCAUGAUCCACGGGCAGCGUGCUCCACCAUAUCUCGGUGGAUUUUCACUAUCCUUUGGUUUUUCUGUUUAGUGGCUGGUGUGCGCCUCCAGCGUGAGUUUGAGCUGAGCAAAGAGGAGCAGCUCUCUCAGUGGUAUCAGGAUCAGAUUCGCAAGGCCCCGGCCGACAGCAACUUCGUUCCGCGAUGGCCGGAGCAAACUUGCACACCUUCCCCUGACAUUGUCAAGAAGUUCCAGCAGGCAGAUGCAGCCCCAGCCGCCCCAUCGCUUGAGUCCAUGGAGGAGGGGCAGGCGGGGCAGCCCGGGCAGCUGCCUGCCCGUUCGUUCAGUGCGCCAUCAAACAGUGCCGUGGCACCUCCUCGCGAGGAGCAUGACAUCUACGUGCCAGAGGGUAUGGAACCUCCCGUGCUUCAUCGUGCUAGGACGACUCUCCCCGUCCUGCAGCCGGUGCACGAAUCCAAGCCUCUACCGCAGCCCAAGGCAACAGACAGGUUGCCUCUGCAGAAGGUUCCAGCAUCCUCACCAGUCUCGCCCAGCCAGCGCUCAUCGCCCUCCGGAGCAGCCUCUGGUCCCUCGGAUCGGUCUCUUCGACGCUUAUCCUUUGGCAGCCGAGGAGACCGAAACGGUCGUUCCAUCAGCGCAUCUUCGUUAUCUUCCGUCGAAGCGGCUGCGAUCCUGGGAUUGCCGCCAAGGUCUGCAUUUCGCAAGACUCCAGUUUAG
Messenger RNA from Symbiodinium pilosum, 1599 nucleotides. The record is from the annotation of a GenBank genome assembly. NCBI's taxonomy places the organism in Eukaryota, Dinophyceae, Suessiales, Symbiodiniaceae.